Messenger RNA from Drosophila guanche, 1808 nucleotides. Its product is annotated as 26S proteasome non-ATPase regulatory subunit 5. The record is from RefSeq and is a predicted model, not a curated record. Lineage: Eukaryota; Metazoa; Arthropoda; Insecta; Diptera; Drosophilidae. The transcript is spliced from 2 exons. Gene Ontology annotation, biological process: proteasome assembly. Bases 77 to 1591 code for a protein of 504 amino acids. Gene Ontology annotation, cellular component: cytosol.
CAUUGUGUAUCGAUAGGCUGUGUUUUGCUGUUUCGCUGCAUUUUGAAAAGAAAUUAAAUUCCAAAAAACGCAAGUAAUGGAGCCAACCUGGUGGGUGGCCAACCUUAAGGCACUGAAGUCCACGGAGCAUCGCCUGGAGGCGCUAAACAAAAUGAGCAUGGCCAUCAGCAAGUCGGCAGCUCUGCCGCGCGAAACGGUCGAACUGCUCUUGAACUGCCCGGAGUUGUACGAGUGCGCGACAAUUGCCGGCGAAGAUGAGCAGAAGAAGCUGAACCAGCCGGUGGUCGAUGCGGCCGUAGAGCUACUGCGCCUCAGUCUCGAGCCACUGGAAAUCAACACCGAGGACGAGAAGCUGCCGGGCCUGCUCAAGCGCGGGCUGACACAUCCCAAUGCCAGCGUGCGCUCGGUUGUGCUCAACAAUCUGCUGCGUGAGCUUCGCCGCCAGUCCCGCGAAAGCACUGUACGUCCGCUGCCCAGCAACGAACUGAUCAUCUACGUGCUGGACGAGCUGAAGCAGCCCGAGUCGGAGUGCAGCACUGCGGCCAUCAGCGUUCUCGCGAUUGUCCUCACCCUGCGCCUCGACGAUGCCGAGAUACAGUCCAAACUGGUGCAGUUGCUGCAACAGAAUGACGUCAUCCGCUGCCGCGCCUACGAGCUGGGCGUAAUGCUGGCCAAGCGCAAUGCCGGCUCCCUCAAGAGUGUCGAAUUUAUCCUGGAUGUGGCCCUCUCCGAGCUGCACAACACCGAUGUGCUGCUGCAGGCCAGUGUCAUGGAGAUUUUGGUGCCGCUGGCGGACCAGAACCACGGACUCACCUACAUGGAGCGCCGCCGCGUGUUCGAUGUGAUCAGCUCUCGGGUGCAGCGCAUCGAGCAGGAGCCGCUCAACAUGCUCCUCAUUCCGAACAUCAUGAAGUUCUUUGGCAAAAUCGGCGCUGUGCAGCCGCAUAAGAUCAUCAACGACUACCCCAUCAUGGUGGAGUGUCUGUUCGAUCAGCUGAAGCACGAGGAUGAAAGCAUCCUGCCCACGGCCAUGGAAACGCUGGCAAAUCUGACGAGCACGCCUCAGGGCAAGGUUCUCAUUUCCAUGCGCUUCGAGCCGGCCAUGCUGCUGGCGCUCAAAACUCUCGGCGUCUACGUCCAAAAGCUGUCGCCGCAAGUGAAAAUCCGUCUGCUCGAGUCCCUGGAUGUCAUACUGGCAACAAAGACGCGCCCCAACUCGGAGAUUACAGCAAUCGUCAGCCGCUGGUACGAGAGCUUUGCCGGUGGCGAGCAGGUGAACUACAUCAUGGACCUGUACAACACACCCUUCGACGAUCUGCAGAUCGCUGCUCUGACCCUCCUCAAGACCCUGUGCACCUACCGCUGGGGCAUUGCGGCACUGCAACGCACUGGCGGAGCCGUCGAGCAUUUGGUGUCGCGUCAGCGCGAUCUGCACAAGGAUGUCAAGUUCCUGAAGUGGGAGAUCAUCGGACUGCUGGCAGGCAGCGAAGAGUUCACCGCCACCGAGACGGUGCGCUUCACAGCCUACGUGAAUGAGGGACCCUACUAUGUGCUCACGCAAGUGAACAUAGCCACAGAGUCGCAGGGUUAGCGGAGGAUACAACGACUCGGGCCGCCAUAUCAACAGCUCCAAAAUGCAGAAAAUUCCAAAUUUGAUGUUCGGCUGGGAUCGGAUAUUGUUUUGUUUUGUUGUGUUUUGUUUUGGGUUAAUUAAUAGCUAGAUUCAAAUGCAAAUGGAUGCAGACUAACUUUUGAAUAUGUAUUUAUAGAAUUACAAUUAAAAUGUAACUAUUAAAUCACUUAUCACA